AUGGAGCUAUCCGGUAAGCGCACGCAUUCGAAGCUGAAUACCUGUUCUGAUGCGCGUUCAAUCAAACGCAGAAUGAUGGAUCUAGGUUCAUCUCCAUCACGUCAAGUUGGGAAUAGACGCACGUUUGUGCCUCGUUCUUCAUUUUUGUUGAGAAAGAAAAGUGGAGAUUGUUCUUCAGAAUCAGAUGAUUCCGAUUACGAGUUUGACGCUCGCAAGAGACCUGCAGUUCAUUUCAAAUCUACUCCUGCAGUUGAUCCUAAGCUGCUUGAGGCAGUUUCCAAAUACUCGGACACCGAUGACGAUAACAGUCAUUCAAUUAACAGAGGAUUUUUAGGGCAAAGCUACUCUUUAGAAAGGCGAGCUCCCAUCUCGAGGCAUUCAUCCUUUUCAUUCACAAGCCGCAAACAAAGCAUUCCAAAAUCUGACAUCGUUGCCCGUGAGCGUUGUUUUGAUUAUUUACUACAGUCUAUUGACGAAGUGUGGGCACGUUACUGUGACACCACUUCUUCUGCGGAAACUAAGGUUUAUGAUAACUUAUCGGGUAUGAGGAAGUCAAGCCGUGAAUCGGGUGAUCAUAAGCCGCGAUUGCCUUCCAUUACUACGGUGCCUUCUCAUUGCAGGAAUUCUUCUUUCGUCUCUAUGCGCAACUUUUCAGAGGAAGAUAGUGAUGACGCAAGCGGGUACAAAUCUGAGAUCACAAAUCCUACCGAAUAUGAAACAGAUUGUGACUAUCGUAAAGUGUCCAACCUACCAGAUUCGGUUCGCUUGCAAUCGCUCAAAGACAGGCUUUGCAAAGCUAAGAACGACUUAGAAGAUGUUUAUGAUUCAUCGCAAUUUGAGGACUGCGCAAGGUUUUGGAGGCGCUGGGAUAUGAUCAAGUACAGUGCAGUCGAAAUGAUGGAAGAGGAUGAUGAUGACGAAAUUAUUGAGUCGAUAAUCGACGAACUGGAGAAAGGUCGCUGUUAUGUUAAUUAG
Messenger RNA from Lachancea fermentati, 975 nucleotides. NCBI's taxonomy places the organism in Eukaryota, Fungi, Ascomycota, Saccharomycetes, Saccharomycetales, Saccharomycetaceae. The record is from the annotation of a GenBank genome assembly.